CCUUGCAGCCGCAGAGGGUCCGGUGCGGUGCAGCCAUACUGUCCGCCCCAGCCUCGCUCUCUGUGGGAAGUGAGCGGGCAUUCAGAGAGGAUGCUGAGGCCUGCCAGUCCCGCAACACAACCACCCUCAACCCGGGGCUACUAGGCUGGUCCGGGCUAUGGCUGCACCCAUCGCACAUUUCGAUGAAGACUGGCCGAUUGUGGGUGAUUUGAGCAUGGUGUCCGACCAGAGGCUGCUGCCGCACAAAGGCCGUGCAGCCUCCGCGGGGGAAGCGGCGGCGACGCAGCUCCUCCCGGAUGGUGAGGAUGAUAUCCCCGAGCUGCACGACAGCAGCUUCUCCCCGGGGGAAACCGGUGCUUUCAAGUCCAUGGAGGACCUGGUGACCGAUUUUGAGGAGAAGUUGUCCUCCUGCUUUCACAAUUAUAAUGCCAGGACGGAAAGUAUCGCUCCUGUGAGUGAGAUCACCGAGGACUGUCUGCUGGACAAAGACGAAAUCUGGAACACUCUGACCAAUAACUAUGGGCGCGUGAUGCCUGUGGACUGGAAACAGUCUCGAACAUGCUCCCUACACAUCCCCACAUUCAACCUGGAGGAGAAACCCAGAAAGACUGAUGUCACCGUGGAGCUGUCGGAUGACGAGGAGCUGAGGGAGCAGCUGGACAUGCACUCCAUCAUCGUCUCCAGCCUUGCAGAGGAGCCACUUUUCACGGCAGAGCAGGUUAUUGAGGAGAUAGAGGAGAUGAUGCAGGACUCCCCUGACAUGGAGGCAGCCCACAAUCCCUCUCAGUCGGACCUCUCGAUGCUCUCCCUGGACGUCCAGCGGUCCACCAGCAGCCCCAGCUACGAGAAGAGGGUGAGGAGCCUAAGUGUCGCAGAGCUGAAUGAACGUCUGGAGGAGACGGAAACAAACAUCAGGAGGUUCUCAGAGGAGCUGGUGCAGCAGCUGGCUCUCAGAGAUGAGCUGGACUUUGAGAAGGAGGUGAAGAACAGCUUCAUCUCUGCGCUCAUCGACGUGCAGAACCGACAGAAGGAGCACCGCGAGCUGCUGAAAAAGAAGAAGAAGCUUAAAAGUGGAGCCGGGACGUCGCAGGGCCACGUUGAGAAGACACUUGGAUCACGUUUCAGCAUGGAGGGACUCUCCUCAGUCAUUCAGAACAGCUUCCGGCAUACAUUUGGGAGUGGGUGCAUUGAAAGACAGUACUUGACCACAGUCAUCCCUUACGAGAAAAAAGGACACCCUCCUUCGCUUGAGGACCUCCAGAUCCUGACUAAGAUUCUACAAGCUAUGAGAGACGACAGUGACAAGGUGCCCAGUCUCUUAACAGACUAUAUUCUCAAAGGUGAGUUUUUCUCUUCAUUGUUUACAGUCUGUAGACGUUUGUGAUAUGUUGGCAGUGUGUAUCAGUGAAUCAAUUUCACACAAAGCAAAUGAUCAAUGACUUAUCAAUUGUGACUGAACUAGUGGCGUAAAGUUAAAGAACUACUAAAGUUGUUUUGCAUGUUACAGUCCAUUUACUAUAAAUUAAUAGUAAGUAAAUGCUUAAAGCGUCAACAUUUUGUCUUGACUCUAGCGUGGUAGUGUUUCCACCUUCUCGUUUCACUGAUUUCAAUAUUGUAUUAUAUCAUAUUACCACAUAUAGUUGUUGUGUUGUUUAGAUUUUAUUUGCUACACUGGUUUCAGUUCAUUAUAAAAUCAUCUUGAAGACUUGAUAUACACAGUCCAUCAGUGUGAAUAUGUCUUUUUGGUCAAGAUACAUUGCUGUUGCUUGGUAUUGCAGUUGAGAGCAAGUAGUACUACUACUUAUGAUUCAUAUCGGUGUGUUGAAGGACACACAAAUAACAGCUGACUGCAACAAAGCAUUGCAUUUACAAUGUUGCAUUGUUGGAAAAUCAUUUGUAAAUGACAAACAAUAAGCAAAUAUUCAGUUUGUGAAAAACUAAAUAAAAAUCUGGUAGCUGACUAUGAGUUCUCAAAAGUUGCAGUUCCCGUGUGUAACUGCACUACAAUGCAGCGGUAAAUGAAAAACUUCAUGUUUAGCAAGUUUUAACUGCAAAUUGACUUUCACACUGUACUGAAAUCAGUCACCAGCUGUCACCAUCCAGUAUAAUAGGCUAUACCUCCUUUCACACGUUCUGUUUUCAUUCUUUCAUGUUUUCUUUCUCUACUUCUUAUGAUCUAAUUUGUUGCUGCCUUAGCUCUGGUGUAAGCGACGGAUGGAGAGGUUUGUGACACAUUCAUGUGAUGUGCACUGUUGUGGUGUUGCCACUCACAUUGGGAGAGCGCCCCCUCUCUACCACCGGGCUAUAGUGCAGUCUGGCCCCCUGAUGUUCUCCUUUUCACGUCUCCCCUCUCCCACGCAGUGACUGACUGCAGCAUGGUUGAUCCCUCUUACUGUCAGUGACUCACUGCCACACACAUUACAUUUUUAUUUAUCUAUUUACCCUGCAGUUAACAUUUAGGACACUGUUUUGUGAUUAUUAGUUAUCUAGCACCGCCCAGACUGCAGGUAUUUAUCCUCACCCACCCAAUGUCAGAAAUAGGUUUGUGUUUUAAUUUUCAGAUAUUUAUCACUAACUUGUGUGUUAAAAUUGACCCUUUUUCCUUUUGUUUUUCCUUGUCUUUAUGUCCAACUUUGUAUUUUGUACUAAUCCACUCAUGCUGAAGCUUUAUUCCUGAUCAGUCAUAUCUAAUAUUAAUCUCUACUGUUUUUACAGUGCUUUGCCCAACGUAGACCAAGGGAUGGUGCCUAACACUCAGAGGCUUCAGAUAGUUUACCAUGGCAACAAGAUGAAGAGGACCCAUUGUGUUUUUUUUUCAGACAUGAAGCACACUUAAUUUAUUCCUGCAUGUUUUUUUCCUCAAGAUGUGUCUUUUUUGUGUUCUACUCUUCAUUUAGUUGUAUUUAUUUUGUGUUGUGAUUUUGCAAAAAAUGUGUGUUAGUGUGAAAUUUGACUUACUCUUCGUGUUUUUAAUUUUCUUGAACUAUGAAAGAGUAUCCUAAAAAUGCUAAAUUAUAUGAGAAAUACACCCAGAUAGAUGUACCAGCAUAGGAGCUGCACUGUUUGGAAACUGAGCUUCGCUUGUUGGUUGUAAGUAAGAGCAUAUACACAUACAAAGAGUUUGUGAAGCAUCAAAACUGUUAACAAAAGAGUAAAAUAAGAUUAAAAAAAGAUUUUAGUUUUACAGCAGCACACGAGAAAGAUCAGAGGUGUAAGAUAAAGAAACAAAUAAAUGCGUUAGUUACCUUGUGCAUAAACAUAAGUGCAUAAACCAUCAUAUAAUUCAACACAGCUUUCCAUGUAGCAGCAGAUAAACUGUGCUAUCUGUGUUCAUCUCAGCAGAACAAUAAAUACAUCAUUAUUAUUACACUGUGGAAGAGAAAGAGUUGAUGGUCAAGGUGAUGAGGUCUGGACUGAAAUUAACUAAUUAACUAUGCAUUUGAGUGAAUACUGAAUUGUGACCCAUGCACUGUUUGUACCUUUGUGACGCUGACUGGAACUCUGGAUCAGAGACUGCAGCAUCGACGUGCCUGCUGUGCACACCAUGAAUGGGCAUUAUUAAUCUGUAUUCUUGUAUAUGAACAAGCUGCCUUUGCCUUUGCCUUUGCCUGAACUUUUGUACAUUAUAAAUGACUUAUUUUCAUUGAAUGUCGAAUUGCUGGACUACUUACAGAACCUGCUUCAUUGUUAAUUUAUUUUGUAAAUAUUUUAUUUCAAAUAUAUUGAUAAAACCACA
Molecule: messenger RNA, 3736 nt
Organism: Dicentrarchus labrax (European seabass)
Lineage: Eukaryota; Metazoa; Chordata; Actinopteri; Moronidae
Gene: fez2a
Product: fasciculation and elongation protein zeta 2a
Exons: 8
Coding region: 158-1384 (408 amino acids)
Cellular component (GO): cytoplasm; axon
Source: RefSeq, a predicted model, not a curated record